AUGUCCCCAAACCUCACCCUCACGACCACCACCAGUCUCGUCUUCCUCUCCCUCUCCCUCUCCCUCCCCCUCUCCCUCCCCUGGCCCUUCCCCCCUCUCCUCCUCCUCUCCCCGACUCCAGCUUUCCUCCUCCGUGUCACCAUUGCAAUAUCUCUCCAUCUUCUCGCACUAUGGACCCUUUCCAUCGCAGCAGCCGCAGAUGGUGAUAGCAACCAGCCUCUGCAAGCCGAAACUACAGCGUACGAGCAACAGGCACAACAGAAAAACGGCCAAAGGGAGAAUUCUCGAAGUCCCAUACACGAUGUUCGACGACAAAUAGGAGCUCUCGCAGGGAUCUACACUCUCAUUUUGCCUUUAUGGAGUCCUCCUUCCUACCACCCUCUUGUGCAAGGAGGCAUAAAUUGUAUAUCCUUCUUUUGUGCGUGUAGGGUGUUGGAUGUAGCUUUUGUGCGAGCUGGAAGUCCGCCGAGGCUAUUGGUCGUCCAAAAGGGAAGGGACGAUGCGAACACUCUUCUGGAGCCCUACUCGAAAGGAAAUCACGUCGAAUACAUUUUCCGGCUUCUCACGGAAACUCGUUAUGCUUCCUUCGAUCAUAGUCUCAGGGUGGACGAGUCGAAGCGGCGACAGCUACAACUACAACAACAGACUUCUUCUUCUUCUUCUCACUACUACAUCUGGACCUGGCUUCCCCGGCUCACGAUCCCUCUCCUAACCUUCAUCCACCCCAUUCCCGAACUCCAAAUCCUCCUUACGCUCGUCCUCAUCCACAUCGGCCUGGAAACCAUGCACACCAUCUUCCAUCCCUUCUGCCCCAACCCCUUAUUCCACCUCCCAUUCGCCGCGCCAGGAAUCGCAGAUUUCUGGGCGAUCCACUGGCAUCAAGGCGCACAAUCCUGGCUCACCUCUCUCGCCUAUAAACCCGCCAAACAUUUCACGGUGAAACUUCUCGAAUCUCAGAAGGAUAAGAAGAAGAAGAAAGAAAUGGGAUCCGCAGUGGGUAUUCUAUGGACAUUCGCGCUCAGCGGCAUAUGGCAUGGAUGGAGCGCGGCUCCAAUGAGUCACCGUCCGUGGCAAAUGGGGAUAGGCAUGUUUCUGGUGUUUCUGGGUCAGGGCGUGGGAUGUCUUGUGGAGCGAAGCAUCUGGAAGACUAAAGACCAGGGAGGGUUGGUGAAGAGAAUCUUCUGCUGGGCAUUUGCGAUCGAGUGUGGAGCCAUGUUUGCGCGAUGGGCAAGUCCGAUGUUGAAGGAAGAGCUAGUGUGGAUGAUGGGUAGGUAG
Molecule: messenger RNA, 1275 nt
Organism: Sphaerulina musiva SO2202
Lineage: Eukaryota; Fungi; Ascomycota; Dothideomycetes; Mycosphaerellales; Mycosphaerellaceae
Exons: 1
Coding region: 1-1275 (424 amino acids)
Biological process (GO): lipid metabolic process
Source: RefSeq, a predicted model, not a curated record